Osmia bicornis bicornis is the source of this 1848-nucleotide messenger RNA. Its product is annotated as nucleoplasmin-like protein. The transcript has 5 exons. Gene Ontology annotation, molecular function: RNA binding; histone binding; chromatin binding. Lineage: Eukaryota; Metazoa; Arthropoda; Insecta; Hymenoptera; Megachilidae. Gene Ontology annotation, cellular component: nucleoplasm; nucleolus; cytoplasm. Gene Ontology annotation, biological process: chromatin remodeling. The record is from RefSeq and is a predicted model, not a curated record. Bases 173 to 709 code for a protein of 178 amino acids.
UACGCGAAACUCAUUUGCUACGCGUUCGUCUAGCACGUGCGACCACUGUUCUUCGCGCAGUGACCGUUGUGCGCGCGGCGUCUUUAGCUUCUCCAUUCUCAUUCGGCACGCACACUCCAACGGACUUCUAUACAUCCACUAACGAGAAUCCUUUAAUAUCAAGUCGAUCAUCAUGGCAGAAGAAUAUCUUUACGGAAUCACUCUCGAAGGACUCAAUUCUAGCGAGGUAUGGGAUCCAGAACACAAGAACGACGAUGCAGACGGCACGAACCAACAUUUCGGUGCCGAUCAGAAGCUUAUCAUAAAAAUGGCACUUUUAGGUCCCGAGGCUAAAUCCGGGGAGCUCAAUGUGCUACAGGUAGAAGCAAUGGGUUUGAAAGGGCCCAUUAAAACACCAAUUGCGCUGUUGGAGAUGGGAAAAACAGCACAGAUUAUCCUGGACCUUAGUUUUCCCGACCCUCCAGUCACGUUUACUUUGAUUAAAGGCAGUGGCCCUGUUCACAUAGUAGGACACAAUCUUCUUGGUACACACAUGGAAGAAUUUGAUGAUAUGGAUGAUGAGAUGGAAGAAGAGAACAUCGAUGAUGACGAUGAUGAUAAGGAGCCAGAAGACGAGGAAGAUGAUGAAGAUGAACCCAAGAAGAAGAACGCCAAAUUAACAACUGCAGCCAAAUACAAAAAUCAAGCUAAUAAGAACAAGAAAAAAUAAGCAUGAGCCUUAAUACUAAUGGAAAUACAACAAACUUUUAAGUUAGGCUAAUAAGCGUAAGUCCAUCAUUAUCAUCCGCAUUUGUGCGAAUCUAGUAUCGUUUCACCAGAUUAUCAGACGACAAACGUUGCCUUCCACGUUUCUACGACACAACUGGACCAAUGAAAUAGUAUAACGUGUAACAUUACAUAGUAUAAAAUGAAUAAUGGCAAGUUUUAUUGGUCCAUAGACAUUUUAAUUAAGUAAUGUAAGGUUUAACAUAGAAGAAAAGUGAGAAUUUUCUAUUCGAAGAUUUCUCUGUAUGCCUUAGAAGAAUGAUCCCUGAUACAGAUUAGACGAAUUUCGUGGAAUAUUAAAAACGUGAAUCAAAUAUUAUUUUUUUGACUAAAUUUUAUAAAGUUCGAAGGGCAUUCUUCUGAGAGCUAAACGCACAUAGUAACUUGUUCUAUCUCGUUCCAAUGGAAUUAUCAAGAAAAAAAAUAAAAAAUAAAAAAUGUGAUCAAAAUUAGUAAGGAGUUUGCGAGGCAGUGCAAGAAUACCGUUUUCUACGUGUGAAAGUGAACAUAAACAUUUGGCCCAGUUGUUGUUAAUAAAAUAAGUGGAAAGCACGGACGGACCUACAGUGAGGUGUAUUUGUAUCAUUUCCUUUUUUGUCUUCUCCGAUGCCGUGUUCACACAUCGACACUUCCAGUGAAUUGAAGCUACACUAUUCUACCGUAGUCAUGUAAACGCGAUUCAGAAAAACGAACUACUACGCUCUUUAAACAAAAUGCAAAGAUAACGUUCCAGUGUAAUUUAUUAUUUUCGUGUGUACAAGAUGGGGAAAGGGGUAAUAGUCACAAGAAACCCUUAUUACUAGAAUGUUAUUAAUGAUUGUAAAGAGAAAAAAAAUAAUGAUAAUGAGAUCUGAAUUAAAAGAAACAUUUAAGCGUCAUCACGACAUUCAUUCCAUUUGAUGAAAGAUAAUAGGAAGAGGGGGGGGUUACAGGUGUACUACACAACGUGAUGCUCUUACAUCAGUGUUAUAUGCGGUCAAUGCAUAUACAAAGCGUGUACAAAACGCGCCCAUGCGAUUGAUAAGUAGUCUGUACACCUAUUUUGUACAUAUACGAUACAAUAAAAAAUUUCACAACUUUUAA